This is a messenger RNA of Besnoitia besnoiti, 1536 nucleotides long. RefSeq names its product ELMO/CED-12 family protein. NCBI's taxonomy places the organism in Eukaryota, Apicomplexa, Conoidasida, Eucoccidiorida, Sarcocystidae. The transcript has 4 exons. The record is from RefSeq and is a predicted model, not a curated record. Bases 1 to 1536 code for a protein of 511 amino acids.
AUGGCGGUCGCGCCAGACAGCGAGGAAGAAGACCGCGAGGAGGCGCAGGCGAAGGGCGGACGCGGCGAGGCGGGACACGGGCUCUUCACGUCCUGCCUGCACUGCCUCGCUGUCCUGCGGUGUGGCUGGUGCUGCGGAGACUUUGACGCGUGCGAACUGACGCAUGAAGAGGAGCUGGCGAUGCACUCGCUCAGCGCAGCAGCCUGCAUCCCCUUCGACACCGAAGACCCCAAACACGAGGCACUUCUUCGGCAGUUCUACGAAGAGGUGGUAGGCUCGCCCGACGCGCCUGCAGCGGACUCCGAGCGCGACUGGAAGGCGCUGGGCUUCCAGAGCCAAAAUCCGCGUACGGACUUUCGCGGCGGAGGCUUGCUGGCGCUUCAGCAACUGCUCUUCUUCGCUAGGCAUUUUCAUGAGCAGAUGGUUAUCUUAGUUGAAAAAAGCAAGCGCGACCGCUUUCCGCUAGCUGCCAGCCUCAUCAACGUUACACACGUGCUGGGCAUUUUUUUCAACCUUUACUCGGAUAAUCAUCUGGUGGCGGGGACUUCUGACGCGGCUCUGACCGCGUCGCCGCGGUGUCUGAAGAACUUUGCGCGGCUGUGCGCCUCCGUUAAUGCGACGAAGCGCGGCAGCCGGCGGUUGCUCAGGAGUCUGAAUUUUUCUUUUCGCUCCACGGCCUCCUCCGCCGCGCGGCUUCCGCGUGUGCAGGCCGCAGGCUGGACGGGACCUGACCAGGAGCGAGGCAGCGACUGGGAGCCUGACGAAUUCGCGCGGUGCGGCAGCAUGGGCGGCGCGGGGGACGCCUCGGGACUCGGCGCCGGGCCCUCGCGGAGCGACACGCUCGCGGCGUCGCCCUGCACGCUCUACGUGCUGAACUUCCUCUACGCGUGCGUGGUCAUUCGACUAGAUCGAGAAAUCGACAAACGGAAAGGCUGGUUCCACGAAGAAGACGCGGAGAAGUCGCCGACGGGGGCCACUGGCCUCUCGCCGCCACCGGCAACCUCGGUAGACCCGGCCGCUCUCGCAGCCGCUGCGCUUAGCCAGGGCUCCGGCGCGUCGGACUCGAUCUCGCGCUCCGCGUCCGUCUUCCAGGGCGGCGAGGAGGCUGGCGAGGGCGGCGCCGGAUUUGCGGCGGACGACGAGCUGCGGCCGCUGCUCGAUGGGGCGUCUCCCGCGGAGAGCGAGGCGGGCGCCGGCGGCAGCGGAAAGCCCUCAGAGCCGCAGGAGGGAGCGGAGCGAGAAGGCAAGGAGGCAGGAGAAGGGCAGGCUGACGCCGGCACACGGGCGACGCGCGGGAGUAUCGCCGCGCUGCAGACGAACAUCGUGAAGGCCGGUCGCGACCUCGCCGUAUCCACCAAGCGAGCGCUGCAAGGCGCUGAACCAGGCGACGAGCUCGUUCGCCACGGCCAGCGAGGAUCCACGAUCUUUGUGUUCGCAGAGAGUCUCGUCGCCUGUCGCGUGGCGGUUGAGGAGCUUCUCAGCUCGGGCGAAGUGCAUAAAGUCACUGACCUCCUCCGACUCACCGAGGAGGCGUGA